GAAUAAUCGAGACUGCUGACAUUAAUAUUUGAGAAUAGCUAUAAAUAAAAAAAAGGAUAGAUUGUGUCCAGAGUCACGGAUGUAUUCCGAGUUUACACAGGAAAGAAAGAUCGUAUAACGUUUUGUUUUACUCUUGCAAAACAGAAAAAUGUCUGUAAAGGUCACGUACAUACGUCAGUACUACGGACGCGCAUGCGCAUAUUUGCAACACGCAAAAAUCAGGUAGAGUUCUGAUAUUCACUAACAGUACUAUAGUGCAGCUUCGUGCAGCCCCAGUGCAGAAAAAAAGAACAGACUUUUAAUAUAACUAUUUUUACUGCCGAUUUCUUCAUACUUCCCGAUAGCUUUCCUUUGGAUAAAGAUAUACAAAAAAAUAUACUUUAUCUUUUAGAUGAAGUUAUCGAGAACUUAUCAAAGGUGAAGAAAUUGGGCAUUAGUUGGUACUUCCUCGAUGUUCAGUUGAUAUUACUAUCUUAUCACUUGGCAACACUGUUUGCAAUAUUCUCUGAUGUUAAUGAGAAAGAAGAACUCUUUAAGUAUAGUGAAACAUUUUGAUUCAUCAGUGAUAAUUCUGUAAACUCAUUUUUGUGCUUGUGCUUACUGCAAGGUGCUUGUUGUGUUGUGUUCGUAAUCAUCACUAUCUCGGAUUCAGUCGGUUAGCGGACUAACAGAAUUGCUUGUUAGUCUGAUAAAGGAUUUGCAAUAUGCAAACUUGGAACCAAUGGCAAGUGUCAUCUGAUGCUGUUACGACUCCUGGAUCACAGCCAGCUGGUUAUGUUGCAGCAUCAGCUACUGAUCCUAUGGCUAUGAUGCAAACCCAUUUGCAAUAUUAUAAUCAACCAGCACCUAGUGGAUAUACACCGGAACAAUGGACAAGAAAAAUACAGCAAGAAUGGGUUCAGUGGCAACAAUGGCAACAACAAUAUCAGCAGUGGCAAGCACAGUAUGGCGAGAAGUAUCAGCAGACAAUGCAUCAUUUAUCAAUGCAAAAUCUGAAUUUGACGAAUCAAGCACAACUGCUCUCAAAUAUACAACCACCGCUUCUUCCGCAAGAAAAUACGGCACCUCCCUUAUCUCUUACUGCUAAAAAUACAUACCAGUUUAUAAACAUGCCACCCCCACAUCAGAAUAAUCUUCCAUUAUUUCCCGCAAAAGAACCUACCAAUACAACGACGCAAACAAAUGCGACAAACCAUCCUCAAAACCCACCGUUACCUACGUAUCAACCUAUAAAUCAACCACCUUUACCACCUGACAGUGGCGAGAAUAAGCAGAAUGUCUCGAUUGAGAGUUGCGAAAGUAAUGUAAUCAGUGAGUAUAAUAGUGCUAAAAACAGAAUACUUGAAGAUAAUGAGAAAACCGAGGCUGAGAAAACGUUUGAUGCGCAAUUUAAACAAUGGGAAGAGCAGUUUAACAAAUGGAAAGAGCAGAAUGCCGAUCAUCCGGAUAAGGCUCAGUACAAACAAUACGAAGCAAAGUGGACAGCAUGGCGUGAGAAACUUAUUGAACGACGUGAACAAAUGCGUAAAAAACGUGAACAACAGAAACAAGUCACUACUAAAACAGAAGUUGAAAAAACCAAAACCAUAGCCGGUGACAAUAAAAUAAUGGAUAUUUUAUCGAAUACCGAAAAUCAAGGGUUAAUUAAUAAUCUACUGGGUAUUGGAAAAACUUUGGGACUGACGGGAAAGCAAGAUGUUAAUGUACCCUUACCACCACCGCCACCGCCGCCUCCUCCACCACCGGAAAACACAUCUUCCAAUCAACACCUUGUAACUCAAGCUCAACAAACUCCACAAAUGAACAUGACUAAACCUACGGUUGCAUCAUCCUGGUCAAAUCAACAGCAGUGGCCGUCUCAACAGCACAAUCCCAGAAUGAAUGUACCAAGACACGGACCCGAGUUACCUGGAACAGAUACAAUAUCUACAACACAAGCAAAUAUCGGUCUAUCUCAAAUAAUAUCACCGAACUUUACACAACCACCACCAAAUAUCGCACAAAAUUGUCCACAAUUUUCAUCAAAUUUCUCUAAUAAUGAUCGGUCCCAAUUGCAAACUGAGAGAACUUCAGCAAAUGAGAGAAAUGGUCCUGCAUAUGAUUUGUCUGAUCCUUCAAACAUGAACAUGCGUUUUAUGCAUUCAAAUGAUCGAUCAGCUCCUAAUUUUAAUAGAUUGUCCAGUUUCAGAAGGAACGAUCAGGAACAUUUAGAACAAGAUAAUAUUAAUUUGAAUUUGAAUGAACGAGAAGAUCAGCUUAGAUCAACUGAUAACUUUGAUCGAGCCGAAUCGCAUCGUUUUAGAGGAGAUGAUAGAAAUUAUAAUGAUUUUGGAAACAUUCAAUCGAAUCGAUCAAACAACUUUAAUCCGAAUAAUGAACGAUUUGGACUUGGAAACGAUCGUUUUGGUCAAAAUAAUGAUCAUUUUGUCAAAGAAAACAAUCGCUUUACACCGAUGGAAAAUGACAAGUUUGGCGAUAGAUUUAGAUCAUGUAAUGAUCGAUUUGGUCCAGGAUCUGAUCGAUUUAAUAAUGAACGAUUUAGACCAAGUGUGGAAAAUGAUCGAUUUAAACCCGAAAUUGACCGAUUCACGAUGGAUAAAGAUCGUCACGGACCUGGAAAUAAUCGAUUUGGACCGCCUUUUGGGUCGGAUCGAUUUCCAUUAAGUAGCGAACGAUUUGUCACAGCACCUGGAUUUGAUCGUUUUUCUUCGAGUAACAAUCGAUUUGGUCCCAACAACGAACAUCUUCGUCCAAAUGAUCGAUUUGGUAGAGGUAACGUCGAUUACUUCAAUUCAAAAGACGGGCCUGAUCUUAGAUCACGAGACAGUUUUGACAUUAAUUUUCGAGGGGGAUUCAACAGAAAUCUACCAUUUAGUCCAUUGAAUGAGUUGCCGGAGCUAAAAAAGCUAAUGGAAAAACGAAAAGCUGCUGGAGACGUAUUCAAACCUAGUUUUGUUGAUUCUGAGAAAUGUAGUAAUGUUGAUUCUCUCAGCGAAAGCUUCAAAAAGAUUGCUGGUGGAUCACUUUUUAAAAAUUCUUUUGAUCUUCAAAAAAAUCGUAAUGAUGAAUCAGCAAUCUUAUUGAAUAAAGCAUCCAAUUUUGAACAACAUUGUCAUUCCGAAAUAGAACAAAGUCCUACUUCAUUGUAUGGACCACGAAGUCAUCCUUUUAACCGUAAUGAGCCUCUUUUUAGAGAAUUUUCAGACACCUUUGUCAAAUCAAAUUCUAUGAAUUAUAAUGAUCGAUUAGAUAAAAAUAUGGAAAUUAAGUCGCAUCACAUUCAAUCUCAAACAACUAAUGUACAGUCUCAAGAUUCUAUUAAACAUUCUGAUGAUAACAAAGUUGCUGGUUCUUCACUGGAAACUAAUAAUAGUGUUGUAGAUACAGUAGAUACAGUGAUUGAAUUAAAUGAGACCAACAAUACCACUAUGCAAACAGAUGUUGUUACUUCUAAAGACAUUUCAGAAGAAAAUAAAAAUAAAGAAUGCCAGAUAAAUGAUAAUGAUACUUCUUUGGAGCGGAAUGAUAACGAAUAUAAUAAUCAGAUCUCUAGCGUCGAAAUAAUAAAAGAAGUUGAUAAUAAAGAUAACGCCAGCAAACAAUCUGAAAGCUUACCUUUUAUGGAUGAAACCGAUCCACCGCCAGAAGACUUGAAUAUUGAACCUCCGCCAGAACUACCCAAUCUGUCUCCUGUUUCUACAAAUCUGAGUCAAAACGCACUUAGUUCAAAUAAUAAUUGCAGUGAAAACAAACUAAUUGGCAAUCAGUUUAAUUUACGAUUUGAUGCGAGGGAGAUAGAAGUAAAGUCUGGAUUUGCAUCCCGCGAACCGCCAACAUUUAACAGCUUUGGUCCCAGUGAGCCUCACGCACUCCCAAUGGAUCCUGUGUUCCAACCACGAAAUUCUUUGGAUAAAGACUUAGGUUUGCAAGUUUUCAAUAAAAAUCAGCUUGAAUCUAAUGAAAAUUCAUUUAGUUCUGGAAGACCUAAUACUGAGCAAUAUAAUAAACGAAAUUGUAACAAUCAAGAAUCAUUUGCAGACUCUAAUAAUAGACAAUUCGACCGACGAGGCUUUAUGGAUGAGCAAUUCGGUCAAUAUGGCUCGCGAAAUUUAGGUCCAAACGGACCGAAAUGUUUUGACCGACAGAUAGAAUCAAAAAACCAGAUUGAUGUAACAUUUGCUACAUCAAAAUCUAGUUUGUUCGAGCUUAAAGAUAACGAUAUGCAGUGUAAUUCUAAAACCGAUAACAGUCGUAUGGAUUUUCGAUCACCUGGAUUUUCAGAAAAUUACUUCGGUUCACGAGGACCUAACGAUGCAUUUAGCGGUCCAAGAAGACUUGAUGAUACUCCUUCCGAUUUUCGAGGUCUUAGCAAUCCUCAGUGUGGUCCUACGGAGUUUAAUAGGUUUAGUAAUACGAACGAAGCACCGUUUGAGAAGAAACUUCCUUUUGAUAAAAGCGGUUUUAGUUUUUCCAAUGAAAACUCUCUUGGUUCUCGAAAUUAUGUCAAGGGAUUGCCUGAUUCUUGUAGUCCUAACAAUACUAUACUUAAUUCUCACAAUCUAAAUGAUAUUCUUCAACGUAAUCUUAAUAAUUCUAAAGAGAACCAAUUCCAAUCACGAAAUUUAAACAAUCGGCCUUUCAGGCCAUUAGACUUAAAAGAAAAGGAUCUGAUGAAUGAUUCAAAUAAUCCAUAUUUUUCGCCUUUAGAAGAUUCUUCUUUAUUCUUUAAUCGCUGCGAUUAUGCGCGUAGAGACUCUUAUGUAAGAAAAGGACAAUUUGAAGAUGAUAUUUCUACUAAAAGGAUUAGAUAUAAAAGUCCGAAUGAAUUCAAUAAAACUUUUUCUGACAGAAAUAUUAGUAUGGAAAUGCAAAAAGACUAUUCUAGUGAUACUAAAAAUGUGUCCGAUAAAACAGGAUUAGAAAAGAUAUCUCACCAAGAAUACAGACCUACUGAUGUUUGGAAAGAUAAGUUUGGCAAUGAUCAGAUUACUGAUAGAGGUCAACAUGAUAUUGAUUAUAAAUCAAGACGUGGUGAAUCCGUACCCGAGUUGGACUUUCAAUCAACGCGUACAUUUGAUGUAUUUAAACGUCCUCAAUUGAAGACUGGCAAAGAAUUUUGUGCGCCGAAGCAGUUCAAUUAUAAUCACGGCGAAGUUAAUAAAAAGUUUACAGAAUCACAUCACUUUACUCCGGUUAAAGUAAUAGAUUAUGAACAUAAAUCCCGUCCGUUGAUUGUAGAUCAGCAUCUAACAUCAGUUCAAAGCUUUGACUACGGUCAUGGCAAUUUGAAACCAGUGACACUGAAUCGCGAGCAGCAGAAACAACAUUAUUAUUCAAAAACAGAUUUUAGAAAUUGGGUAGAGAGUGAGCAAAACUUGAAGGAAUAUACUGAUGCGAUAAACAACUUAAAAAGUUAUAAGAAUAAAACAAACAACUACGAUGCACAUAAGUCGCUAGACUGUAACAAGCGGAAGAAACAAGACUGGCAAUUGAGCGAUAAGAAAUUUGAUGAAGAAAGAAGAGAAAAUAAUCGUAAGGAGAGAGAAUGUAAUCCUGAAUCAGAGUCUUCAUACAUCGACCUUGAUUCUGAUAACGAUCAAAACAAUAGAUAUCAAAGUGAUACAAAUGUUCUCAAAGGACAGGCUCAAGAGAUAUGCGAAAGUUCAAAAGAGAUGAAUAAAGACAACAACAAAGAUGAUAUAAGACUAAAAGGAAAUAUUAGCUGCCAGGAGAAUUCGAACAAAAACGUCGUAGAUACGAAGAUACAAGAAAUCAGCAUUUCUUCGGACACAAAGAAAAAUGUCGCAGAAUUAUCUCCACAAACUUUGGACCUGUCAAGGCUUCCAAAUAAUACCAUGGUUGAUGACUUGUUAUGUCCACCAGGUCGCCAGAACAGACCACCAAAAAUAGCUAUUAUUCUGAGAGGACCACCCGGUAGUGGCAAGUCAUUUGUGGCUAAACUUAUUAAGGAUAAAGAAGUUGAACAAGGCGGUUCCGCGCCGAGGAUAUUAAGUUUAGAUGAUUACUUUCUCGUAGAAAAGGAAAUAGAAACUACAGAUGAUAAUGGAAAAAAAGUUAAAGUUAAGGAAAUGGUGUAUGAAUAUGAAGAAGCUAUGGAACAAAGUUAUGUAGCAUCGCUCUGUAAAGCUUUCAAGAAAAACAUAAUAGAUGGCUUCUUUACUUUCAUCAUAUUGGACUGCAUUAAUGAGAAAAUCUCAGAUUAUGAAGACAUGUGGAGUUUUGCCAAAACAAAAGGUUUUAAAGUAUAUGUAUGCGAGAUGGAAAUGGAUCCACAGAUAUGCUUAAAAAGAAAUAUUCACAAUCGUACUGAAGAUGAGAUUAAUCGGAUUAUAGAUUAUUUCGAGCCCACGCCUAGUUAUCAUCAGAAGUUAGAUGUAAAUUCAAUGUUACAAGAGCAGGCAAUAGAGGAGGUUGAUAUGGAAGAUAGUCAAGGAAUACAAAAGAACUCUGUCACACAUCAUGAAGAUAGUCAAGACAGUCAGCAAGAUAUUUCUGACGAAAGUGGUGUUAGCAAAUGGGAAAGAAUGGAAGCUGAAGAUAAAUUAGAUCGAUUAGAUGGUUUGGCAAAAAAAAAGAAUGAAACAAAACCUCAAACUAUGGAAGACUUUCUUCAAGUCCCUGAUUAUUAUGAUAUGGAAGAUACUUCCGGUAAAAAACGGGUACGUUGGGCCGAUCUAGAAGAGCGCAAAAAACAAGAAAAAAUGCGCGCUGUCGGAUUUGUCGUUGGUCACACUAAUUGGGAUCGAAUGAUGGACCCUACAAAGGGUGGUAGUGCCUUGACACGCACCAAGUAUAUAUGACUCACUUCUGAAACACAUAAACAAUAAUGUUAAAAAAGUCAUAUCAAGUAUAGUUGCAACAACAGUAUAUGAGAUUUAUUAUUUGCUGUUCUUUUAAUGAAUUGACGUUUACAAUAUAUCGUGUAAACAUAAAUCAGUAUGCACUAAGCUUGAAUAAAUGAACUACUCAGAAUUUGCCAUCAAUUUGUUAAUGAUAAUAUCAGCAGAUCUAGUGACCAAAUACAGGCCUGCUUUGUCUUAUCUAAUCUUUGCAAGAUCUCACUUGUAAGAGCAUGCAAUAAAAAUAGAAAUAUACAUUCCUUAAACAAAUUGCUAUCAAAAUCUGCAAAUAAAAUGUCAAAUUUGAGGAGAAUAUCAUAAUAGAUCAGAAGCUUUUUGUAAGACAAAGUCGGGUUUGCGUUUUAUUACCAGAUCUGCUGAUAUCACCCAACAAAUUGGCGGCAAAUUCCGAACAGAUCUGCUACAAUUCUCUUAAAGUGUUGCUGUAGAGUACUGUUAUGUGUUGACAGAACCGCUGCGAAUCUGCCAUUAAAUAUGCGUUUGAUAGAUCUGUUACAGUUUUGGUCAAUUUGAGUUAGACACAUUGCUCAGGAGUUGUUGCCAAUUUGUUAACUCUUACUGGUAUUUGACAAAAUCUGUUUUCUAUAUAUUGCCGAUUUCUUCAUAUCUUUCGUUAGUUAUCCUCUAGAUAAAGAUAUACUUUUAUCUUUUAGAUAAAAUUAUCGAGAAUUUGUCAGAGGUGAAGAAAGUGGGCAAUAGUACAUCAGUACAUAAUCAGUAUGUAAAAACUAUUUAUCUGGUUUUUAUAAUUUUGUCAGAAUAAAAAAACAAAAGAGUA
Molecule: messenger RNA, 7659 nt
Organism: Pseudomyrmex gracilis
Lineage: Eukaryota; Metazoa; Arthropoda; Insecta; Hymenoptera; Formicidae
Exons: 15
Coding region: 705-6821 (2038 amino acids)
Biological process (GO): regulation of telomere maintenance
Cellular component (GO): nucleus
Source: RefSeq, a predicted model, not a curated record